This is a messenger RNA of Auanema sp. JU1783, 1107 nucleotides long. NCBI's taxonomy places the organism in Eukaryota, Metazoa, Nematoda, Chromadorea, Rhabditida, Rhabditidae. The record is from the annotation of a GenBank genome assembly.
AUGGAUUCGUCUGGAUCUUCUCUACUUCCUAAAGGAAAAAUUAUUGGAAGCAAAUGGAAAGUUAUUCGAAAACUUGGAGAAGGAGGCUGUGGAUCUGUUUUUAAGGUCCUGAAUUUAGCAUCCAAUCCAACUGAUCCUGAACUGGCUGCUUUGAAAGCUGAGCAAAACUCAGAUAUUAAUGUACUCAAAUUAGAAAUCCAGGUUUUACAACGCUUGGAGGGAAAACCAUACGUGGCGCAACUACUUUACAGUGGAAAGAAAGAAAACGUUUCUUAUGUCAUAAUGACGUUGAUGGGAGAAAGUUUAGCGAACUUGUUGAAGAGAGUGGGUGGCCGUGUGACCAAAUCCACACUCGUUCGUGUAGCUGUCAAUAUACUCUUCUGUAUUAAACAAAUUCAUGAUAUAGGAUUCGUUCACCGAGAUCUUAAACCUGCCAACAUCGCUAUUGGAAAUCCUGCCACGGGUCGUCAUCAUUUCCUCCACGUUUUAGAUUUCGGAUUAUCUCGCAUGUUUGUAACUCAAAAAGCAGGAAAAGUUCAAUUGCGUAAACCGAGAGAACAAGCGCUGUUCAGAGGAACAACAAGAUAUUGCUCUAUCAAUGUGCACAAUAAGAAAGAUCAAUGUAGAGUUGACGAUUUAUGGAGCUUCAUGUAUAUGCUAGCUGAAAUGAGAGCUCCUCUACCAUGGAAACAUAUUCAGACUCGAACGCAAAUUGGUGAAUCAAAAAGAACAACUCCAUUAUCAAAGGUUUUCCAAUGCUUUCCGGAAACAAUGAUUGAGAUAUGCAACUAUCUCAGUGAAUUGGACUUCUUCACUCGGCCAGAUUAUCAUUGGAUUGCUACUAACUUUUUUGAUAUCAUUCGCGAGAACAAAUACAAAUUUACUGACCCUUAUGAUUGGGAAAACCUGAAUUCUAAGAAUGCUGUUAUUACUAUGGAAGAAAUAACAAAUCAAACACGUCGUCCCAAUAGUGCAAGUGAUGCUAGAGAACCUACUAAUUCCUCCGAUUCUCUUAACAAGACACUUGAAGAGAAACCGAAUAUAGUCAUUAGCCCUGAGGAUCCUUUCCCUGAGGAAUACUUUCGAAUGAAUACAUUGGGAGUGUAG